GUCGCACGUAUGUCGCGUGAUAAAGCAGGAAAGAGCGAGAAACACUGAGACAUUCGAACCAUCAUACAAAAUGUCUUCAAAAAAGAUAUAUGACGUUUCGCCACAAGAAGAAGAAAUUGCACUAUGGAGAGAUGCAAAACGGAAGCAAUUGCGCGAAUUGUAUCUGAAGCAAUCGGAGCAUCCGACCAAAAGUCUCCUUUUUGAUACGGGAAUAUACAGAUAUGCAUCAGCAAAAACAUCACUGGAGGUACACUUUAUACCUACUGCACUAAAUUAUCUUACAAGAAUGGGAGUUGUUAUAGCUCUUAUUACUGUUACUGCAUUGCAUCUAAAGAGAUCCAGGGGCGCAAAAGAACAUUUAUAUCGUACUGGGCAAGUGUCUUAUGCUGAUAGACAAUUCAAAUUCAAUUAAAUUAACAAUCAUAUUUUAGUGAGAUGAGCAGAGUUGAUCUUUAUCUAAUACUGGAUUGUACAGAAUAAAUUAUUAAAACACAAUAUUAAUAAAUGGUUAAUAAAUCAUUAAAAAGAAA
Linepithema humile (Argentine ant) is the source of this 530-nucleotide messenger RNA. The record is from RefSeq and is a predicted model, not a curated record. Lineage: Eukaryota; Metazoa; Arthropoda; Insecta; Hymenoptera; Formicidae.